This is a messenger RNA of Colletotrichum truncatum, 759 nucleotides long. Its product is annotated as prolyl 4-hydroxylase alpha. Gene Ontology annotation, biological process: peptidyl-proline hydroxylation to 4-hydroxy-L-proline. Gene Ontology annotation, cellular component: endoplasmic reticulum. The record is from RefSeq and is a predicted model, not a curated record. Gene Ontology annotation, molecular function: L-ascorbic acid binding; iron ion binding; procollagen-proline 4-dioxygenase activity. NCBI's taxonomy places the organism in Eukaryota, Fungi, Ascomycota, Sordariomycetes, Glomerellales, Glomerellaceae.
AUGAGAAGUGGCUUAAUAUGCACUUUGUUUGCAGCUACGGGUGUGCUUUGUAUGCCCAAUAGCGACAAUGACCUGAAAGAUUAUACUUGCGACCAUUCGGGCUACCAAAUCAAUUUAUUCUCUCACUCCCCUUUGGUCAUAUAUAUUACGAACUUUUUGACUUCAUUCGAACAAGAACACCUGAAGAAAAUCACAAAUGGGACAUUCGCUCGUUCCCAGGUUGCUUCGAGCGGAGGCGACAUUUUAUCGUCCCACCGCACCUCACAGUCGACUACCGUUGUACCUGAUGCAGUGACCGAAUGCAUCCAGGAGCGUGCACGGCGGUUUCAAGGUCUCGACAUGGCACCCACUCACCUCGAGCCGAUCCAGCUAGUUAAAUAUGGACUGGGAGAGCAGUAUCAUUUUCAUACGGAUUGGUUCCCAGCGGACUCAGGAGAACAUGGCUCUGUUGCAAAGGGAGGUAAUCGUGUAAGCAGCUUUUUCACGUACGUUGCCGUCAGCGACGACAUUGCCGGCGGCGGAACGAACUUCCCAAGACUUCAGGCUCCACCGGGGAAAGGAUGGUGCAAAUAUGUAGAUUGCGACGAGCCUUGGGAUGCGGGUGUCACGUUUCGCCCUAUAAAGGGGAAUGCCGUGUUUUGGACAAACUUGGUCGAAGCAGGGGAGGGGGAUGAGCGAGUGUUACACGCAGGCCUGCCGGUUGUGAGGGGAGAGAAGCUGGGGAUGAAUAUCUGGACAAAACAGGGGCCAUUCAACUAA